AUGCUUCCUACUGAGCAGACCAGCGCAAUCAGGGAGCGCACCGGCGCCGAUGUAAAGGAGGACAACCGUUCAGAGUCCCUCGAGUCUGAUCCAAAGGAGAAGGUUGACGUAACCAGUCCUUCUGACGACGACGACGACGACGAGAAUAAGCCAACUCUGUACACCAAAUACAGGCCAUAUAUUUUGACGGCUUUCGCACUCGUGAUUUUGGGCUGGUGGAUAAGUGCAACUGUUCUCGAAGCUACGAGGCAUAGAUGGAUUGUUCAAACUGUGUUUGCAUGGGCAUUCAUCGCAAUCAUUGCCUUCCGGUUUAUUGACAAUUCAGUCAUUUCGGGACCCAUAAGCGCUGUCUGGGAGCCCACCGUUCAGAAACCAUGGUAUAGGCUACCAUACAGAGCCAGACUUGCCAUCGGUUGGUUGUGCCUUCUAGCCAUCGUUUUUGGUUCCGCAUUCGGAUUUAAGCUUCAAGGGAAUACCACAUUUGGAGAUCGUGCAAUCAGCGUUCUUGGGCUGUUAGUUUUCCAGUUUGGGUUCUGGGCAACGUCAAAGAAACGAAGUGAAAUACCCUGGCCAACCGUCAUUGUCGGACUGUUCCUCCAACAAGUAAUCGCAUUGUUUGUUUUGAAAUCCGGAGCCGGGUUCUCGCUCUUCCACUGGAUUGCCACUUUGGCUGCCGAUUUCCUGGACCAGGCUUUGGCAGGCGCGACAUUCUUUUUCGAUGCAGAUACAAUCAACAAGCACUGGUUCUUCGUCAAUACGCUAUCGACAAUCAUUUUCUUCAUUGCUUUUGUGCAAAUGUUGUAUUAUCUUGGCGUUAUGCAAUGGAUCAUCAAAUAUUUCGCUUGGUUCUUCUUCAAACUAAUGGGAGUCUCUGGAGCAGAGGCUGUUGUCGCCGCUGCUUCUCCAUGGAUUGGUCAAGGAGAAUCCGCCUGCCUUGUUAGGCCAUAUGUCGACCAUCUUACAAUGACGUCCGGUUUUUCGACAAUUGCCGGAUCAGUUUUAGCUGCUUAUAUUGGCCUUGGUGUACCCGCUCAAAACCUGGUGACAUCGUCUGUCAUGAGUAUACCUGCUUCAAUGGCCAUCAGCAAGAUGCGCAUCCCGGAGAUGGACGAGCCUGUAACGCGCGGCCGGAUUACUGUAGACCGUGGUGAAGACAAAGCGAAAGCUCCUGCAAACGCACUCCAUGCAUUCAGUCGCGGUGCUGUCUUCGGUUUGGUUGUUGCUGGGCAUAUCUUCACAAAUGUCCUUACAGUUCUGUCGUUGGUAGCCAUGAUCAACGGAUUACUCACCUGGAUCGGCAGAGGCUUCGGUAUUCACCAACUCACCCUACAGCUCAUACUCCGUUACCUGUUCUACCCCGUCGCCUUCUUCAUGGGCGUUCCCCGCGCAGAGAUCCUCCGAGUGUCCGAGCUCCUCGCCACCAAACUCGUCGCCAACGAGUUCGCCGCAUACUUGGACCUACACGCAAUCACCACCGGUCCCAACCCGCUCUCUCCCCGCGCAUUCACUAUCACAUCCUACGCUCUUUGUGGGUUUGCAAACCUUGGUUCUCUCGGAAUCCAAGUGGGCGUUCUGAGCGCGAUGGCGCCCUCUCGAGCGAAAAUUAUCGCACGCAUCGCACUUUCUGCUAUGAUUUGCGGAUUCAUAUCGACAAUGCAGACAGCUGGAAUAGCGUAA
Molecule: messenger RNA, 1677 nt
Organism: Psilocybe cubensis
Lineage: Eukaryota; Fungi; Basidiomycota; Agaricomycetes; Agaricales; Agrocybaceae
Exons: 12
Coding region: 1-1677 (558 amino acids)
Biological process (GO): nucleoside transmembrane transport
Cellular component (GO): membrane
Molecular function (GO): symporter activity; nucleoside transmembrane transporter activity
Source: RefSeq, a predicted model, not a curated record